UAUAUAUAUAUAUAUAUAUAUAUUCCAAGAGGCGAUAAAAAUGCCAGACGAAAACACCGCCAAAAUCCUCUCUCCAAAAUCGAAGCCGAACCUCCGCGAACCGGGAACGGAAGACCGCCGAGCGAUGCAGGACACGGCGGAGGAGCAUCUCGAUCGAGCCGCCGCCGCAGCCGCCGCGGAGACGGCGAUCGCGAGGCGGCGGACGCCUCUGAAAUCCCGCUCCGGCUUCAACGAUCGCUCCGGUUGGAAGCACAAGCUCAGGGAGAAUUGCUACCGGAGGGUCCGGGAGGAUCGCGGCCGGCUGCUGUGGAAGAUGAGAUUGCCCGAUUCCGAGCCCUGCACUAGCCAGGAAUAUAUAAAAUCUGCUUUUAGGGACAUUGUCUCUGAUGAAUUGAAGAAAAUAAAAAGUACCUCAGUUGCUGACAGUCUAAAAACUGUGCAUGGCGCCCAUGAACAAGCUGAUAUGCUUUGGGAAUAUGAUGGGCUUCAUAAUGCUUAUCAAGGUGAUUGCGAAGAGAUAUUGUUGGAAAUGCAAAGGAUAUUUUACGAGGAUCUUGAUUCAGAGCAAAACAGAAAAGAGAGUGAAAGCUGUGUUGACAAUUGGGAAGAUGAAGAAGAUGAGCUUUUGGCAUGUGCGGUUUUUGAACACAUGCAGUUGAAUGAGGAUGAGGUAAGCAAGAGGGUUUGGUGCCCAAUUUGUAAGCAAGGAGAGUUGCAAGAGAACCAUAGUCUGAUUUAUUGCACCCUCUGCAAUCUGAAGCUCAACAAAGGCACUGAGAUUAACUUGGAUUUGUUGAGGUUUCGGCUUGCAGAAGCUCAUUCGGAACAUCUUGAUCGAGGUUGCAGAUUAAAACCCAACUUCAGUGUCGAGACAAUUAUUGAUCUCACAGCUUUGUAUCUAGUCUGCUCUGGCUGUCAAACAUUUGAGGUUGUCGUAUAGCUUCUUUUCUUGCUAAAGCGUUUCUCUUUAAAUUUUUGAGGACAAGAUUUUUCUUUCGUGUAGAAUUUAUUUAUGUCAUAGAAUUAGUUCAUUGAUUUGUGUUGGCUCCCACAAACUUUCUUGUAGAGGUACAUAAGGUCAUGUCCUUGCUAAGAUUGGUUGACUGGAUUAUCUCUUCUUGCGACUCC
Eucalyptus grandis is the source of this 1128-nucleotide messenger RNA. RefSeq lists its product as uncharacterized. The transcript is spliced from 6 exons. Gene Ontology annotation, cellular component: nucleus. Gene Ontology annotation, biological process: protein import into nucleus. Lineage: Eukaryota; Viridiplantae; Streptophyta; Magnoliopsida; Myrtales; Myrtaceae. The record is from RefSeq and is a predicted model, not a curated record. The coding region runs from base 41 to 940 and encodes 299 amino acids.